AUAUUAGAACAAGAGCCUCAAGUUUUUAGUCAUGCUAAUGCUGUCAAGAACCUUAUUAAUAAUCGUCAAUUUUGGAUUGAUGUUGAACAAUUGCGAAAUAUUCUUGGUUCAGCAAAGCGAGCCGUAAAAAAUGUUGAAUUUCGCACUACUAUAUUAGCUGACAUAUUUGUUGAAUUGGCGAAAAUGGCAAUUGCGAUUCAAAAAACUUCUGCUUUGUUCAAUAGUCAGUUCCGAUGUGAUUGCAUAGCUAUUUACAAUAAACGGUGGAAGGAAUUUGACACAGAUUUGUAUCUUUUGGUAUUUUUUUUACAUCCAACUUAUCGCGGUGAAUUUUUUGAGGCAAGCAUAUAUAAAAAUCAUGUUCUUAAGAAAGCAUUGGAAAUUUGGAAACAAAUUGGUGGUGGUCGAACAAGUGCCGAUUUCUUAAAAGUUCAAAUGAGCUUAUAUAAAAAUCAAGAAUCUCCCUUUGAUGAUAUGUUUAAUUCAUCCAUCAAUACGAUCUAUAAUUGGUGGCUCUCGGUUGAUCUUAAAAAAAAUGAAGAUCAUAUUAAGACUUUAGUGAUAAGAAUACAUACUAUUGUUCCUCACAAUGCUACAUGUGAGCAAGUCUUUAGUGUAUUGAGUUGGUAUUUGGAAAAGCGACGAAAUAAUAUACAUAUUAAACAGUUAGAGACUAUGGCACAGAUGCAUUCUUUUUUAAUUGAAAAUGCCAAAUCAGAACUUAAUUUUGUAAAUUCAAACUUGGAUCAAAAUGAAUUUUUAUCAAUUUUCAAUCAAAUCGCAUUUGCUAUGCAAGAAGGAAAUGAUUUAUUUAAUGAAGAAGAUUCUUUUUCUUUUCAAGAAGAAUCUAUAGAAGAAAUUUCAGAGGAUUCAGCAAUUGAUUUAAUUG
This is a messenger RNA of Ambispora gerdemannii, 889 nucleotides long. Lineage: Eukaryota; Fungi; Glomeromycota; Glomeromycetes; Archaeosporales; Ambisporaceae. The record is from the annotation of a GenBank genome assembly.